ACCAUGACCACCAUGCAAGGCUCUCAAACUCGUCCUCCUUCCCGUGCAAAGUACUUGCGAGACAAUGGCAUGUCGCAAGCAUGCAAAGACUUGCUCUCCUCUCUCCCUUCAGAAGAAGACUGGGUCGCGGCCUCUCUCUGCCCAUGUCAGGGCUUCUGGUUCCCGUCUCCGCUCUUGAGCGGCAUCCCCGCUUGCCAAAACCACUUCCAAGCUCACACCUCUGACAUCCUCCUAGUCAGCAACCCGAAAUCUGACACCACCUGGCUAAAGGCCAUUCUUUUCGCUCUCUUGAACUGUGCCAAGUACUCCAAGUCCGACUCACAACAAUGCCACCCUCUCCUAACCCAAAACCCCCACGACCUCAUGCCCUUCUUGGAGCUCUGUGUCGAGCAAGAAAAUCCCGAUUUUGCUGCUUUCGCCUCCCCGUGGCUCUUCGCCACCCACUUGCCUUAUUCCUCGCUUCCACAGUCGGUGAGGGACUCCGAGUGCAAGCUGGUUUACCUGUGUAGGAACCCUAAGGACACCUUCGUCUCGCUGUGGCACUUCUUCGACAAGCUGAGUCCCGAGAAGGGCCAGAUUCCUCUCCCGGAUUGCCUUGACAACUUCUGUCGAGGGAUGAGCUUUUACGGGCCUUACUGGGACCAUGUGCUGGGUUACCACAGGACGAGCUCGGAGAUGCCCGAGAAGGUGUUGUUCAUGAUGUACGAGGAGAUGAAAGAAGGCCCGCAUUCUCACGUGUGGAGGUUGGCCGAUUUCAUGGGAUGUCCAUUUAGCGAAGAAGAACUGAGAGACGGGACUGUGGCGGGAAUACUGAGGAUGUGUAGCUUCGACAAUUUGAGCGCAUUGGAGGUGAACAAGAGCGGGAAGCUGUCGACUGGACAAGAGAACAAGUUGUUCUUCAGGAGAGGCGAGGUUGGAGAUUGGGUGAAUCACAUGAGUGCUGAGAUGGGGGAGAAAAUUGACGGUGUCAUGGAAGAGAAGUUGCGCGGUUCUGGUUUGAAGCUCUGAAGUUCUAUUAA
This is a messenger RNA of Syzygium oleosum, 1019 nucleotides long. RefSeq names its product cytosolic sulfotransferase 12-like. Gene Ontology annotation, biological process: sulfation. Gene Ontology annotation, cellular component: cytoplasm. The transcript has a single exon. NCBI's taxonomy places the organism in Eukaryota, Viridiplantae, Streptophyta, Magnoliopsida, Myrtales, Myrtaceae. Bases 4 to 1008 code for a protein of 334 amino acids. The record is from RefSeq and is a predicted model, not a curated record. Gene Ontology annotation, molecular function: sulfotransferase activity.